Malus domestica (apple) is the source of this 1851-nucleotide messenger RNA. RefSeq names its product NAD-dependent protein deacetylase SRT1-like. Gene Ontology annotation, molecular function: NAD+ binding; transcription corepressor activity. Lineage: Eukaryota; Viridiplantae; Streptophyta; Magnoliopsida; Rosales; Rosaceae. The record is from RefSeq and is a predicted model, not a curated record. Gene Ontology annotation, biological process: negative regulation of transcription by RNA polymerase II. Gene Ontology annotation, cellular component: nucleus.
UUGGGUCUCAAACUCUCCGAGCAAUAGAGAGGGAAGAAAUAGAAGAAGUAAAAAGCCGAAAGGGCUUCUCACUCCCUACCUUUUGAUCAAAACUUUCACAGAGAGAAGAGAGAGAGAGAGAGGGGUACAAGGCGAAGGUGGUACACGAAGCAUCAUAGUGACCAUGUCCUUGGGUUAUGCAGAGAAGCUUUCCUACAUAGAAGAUGUGGGCCAAGUCGGAAUGACUGAACAUUUCGACACGCCUCAAGUUUUGCAAGAAAAAAUUGAGCGGCUUGCUAUGUUGAUACAAAAGAGUAAGCAUCUAGUAGUGUUUACAGGUGCAGGAAUCUCAACUUCUUGUGGUAUACCGGACUUUCGAGGUCCAAGGGGAAUUUGGACUCUGCAGCAUGAAGGCAAGGCUUUGCCGGAAGCAUCACUGCCAUUUCAUCGUGCAAUGCCGAGCUUGACUCAUAUAGCUUUGGUUGAACUGGAGAGAGCUGGAAUUUUGAAGUUUGUAAUUAGCCAGAAUGUUGAUGGUCUUCAUCUACGAUCUGGAAUACCGAGGGAGAAACUUGCUGAGUUACAUGGUAACUCCUUUCUGGAAACCUGCCCUUCUUGUGGAGUCGAGUAUUUGAGGGAUUUUGAGGUUGAGACUAUUGGACUGAAGGAGACUUCAAGACGGUGCUCAGAUAAAAAUUGUAGAGCAAGGCUUAAAGAUACAGUUCUGGAUUGGGAGGAUGCAUUGCCCUCAAAGGAGAUGGAUCUGGCUGAGAAGCACUGCAGGAUGGCUGAUGUUGUAUUAUGUUUGGGGACAAGUUUGCAGAUCACUCCAGCAUGCAACCUUCCUCUGAAAUCGCUCCGUGGUGGGGGAAAGAUUGUAAUUGUCAACCUUCAGAAAACUCCAAAGGACAAGAAAGCAAAUUUAGUGAUCCAUGGACUUGUUGAUAAGGUUAUUUCAGGUGUCAUGGACUUUCUAAAUCUUCAGAUUCCUCCAUUUGUCCGGUUAGAUCUUUUUCAGAUCAUUCUAACUCAAGCCUUGAGUUUAGAUAAAAAGAAUGUGAACUGGAGCCUCCGCGUAGCAAGUGUACAUGGACAGAAAGCUCCAUUGCCAUUUGUCAAAUCUAUUGAGAUAUCCUUCUUAGACAAUCAAGGGUAUAAAUCAGCUAUUCUACAGAAGGAACCAUUUCAAUUGAAAAGGAGAACCUUGCAGGGAAAAUCAUUUGAUAUGGUUUUGAAAUUCAACUUCAUAGAUAGUUGUGGUUGUCCGUCCACAGAAAUUGUUGUACCUCUUAAUUUUAAGGUUCCAGAAGACUGUCUUACGCUUGAUAAGGAUGCAGUAUUGCAAAAGCUGAGACACACAGCAAUUCAAGAAUCAUGCUGUGGGCAGAAUGCAAUUGUUGAGAGAAAUGUGAUGCUGACCCCAAAAACUAAGGUCAUUGCAUAUGCCAUUGUAACAAAUGUUGUCCGGUAUAGGAUGAGUGCUGAAGCCUUGCAAGCUGGUUCCCUAGGUAACGCCAUUAAAAGGCGAAAAGAAAGUGUCAACGGUUUUGAAACAUCGAGGAAGCGAUCAAAAAUGCACAGGCGCAAAUCUAGAUUUUAGAAACUGAACAGUUGGUGGUUCGGCAAGAACUUGUAAAUGGCACUGAAAAUCUAGAAAUUGAUGAAAGGUCACAGGCAUCUACGUUAUAGAAACCGACCGGUUGCGCUUGGUUUUCUUGUAAAUAUCUUAUGCUCAUUAGGACUGACGAAAAAAGUUUUGAGUUAGUAGGGACUGGGUGAAUUUUGUUAGAUGCUGCACUCAUCUCCCCAGCUAUGAAUAGGUGGUGUUAUAACUUAAUCGGCUAAUAUGAUUCAAAUUAUGGUCUUCAGCUC